This is a messenger RNA of Triticum aestivum (bread wheat), 2631 nucleotides long. RefSeq lists its product as uncharacterized. Lineage: Eukaryota; Viridiplantae; Streptophyta; Magnoliopsida; Poales; Poaceae. The record is from RefSeq and is a predicted model, not a curated record. The coding region runs from base 111 to 1493 and encodes 460 amino acids. The transcript is spliced from 9 exons. Gene Ontology annotation, biological process: protein ubiquitination; positive regulation of protein catabolic process. Gene Ontology annotation, molecular function: protein binding.
CCCAGACCCACACGCAGCCAGCCACAUACCGUGAGGAGCGAGGGGAGUGGCCGACGUGCCGUCACCUCCCUCCAGAUCCGCGGCGAGCCGUGAACGAGACAAACUGAAGGAUGGAAUUGAAAUUUGAGGAGGUAUCUGCCCUAGACAAAGAUAACGUUAGUGGUGAAGAUAGAUUAAUUACAGUAAGAAGUGCGUAUCCACGGACCCGUGGCCCUCACUUUAAACUCACUGAGGGAUUUGAUAUGAGAAAGAUUGAAGAGCUUAUGCUAGAAAAGUCUGUUUCAAUGGCCAAGUCCAUAGCAAAUGACAUAAUCAUCCCAGACCCUACUCCCCAGUGGGUGUGUGAUAUCGUCUUCGACAAAUACGCCAAAUUGGAGCCCAUCUUUUUGAAGGAUAGUGUCCAGUGCUUCCUUGGAUUAUUCAAGAGCUGUGGGGGCAGGGGCAUGUCAUGGGAUCUUACCAUCACUGCACAAACCUUAACCUUCAUGAUCAGUUUCAAUGCCCUGCAAUGUGCACAACUUGUAUUGGAGGGCGAGGCACCUGAGCUCCGUGGGAUGCACGCCAAUCCCAACUGCAUAAACAAAUAUGGAUACUUCCCGCUCCACCAAGCUGCUGAAAGGUUCUCUGUUGACAUGAUCAAGCUACUUUUACGCCAUGGUGCAUCAGCCAAUGUACGCACAGUUGGCAAGGAAAUUAUUGAGGAUCUACUCCCGCUGCAUGUCGCAGUAGAGAAUACUUGCCUGCAUAAGUAUCUAGAGGACAAUCUGGAGGACAAUCUUUCUCCCAGCCUGAAUCAUCUGGAUUAUAUCUACAAUCUUAUCCGUCUGCUGUGUCUACCUGAAAUGAAGAUCUUCUUGGAUACAACUAGACUGCUUGCAGAAAAAACAAAUAAUCUACUUGGAGAGCUCUGGAAAUACAUUAAGGAUGGAAAACUUACCCAGUCUGCAAUUCUACUGCUGGCCGCUCAAGAUCAGAUCCGUGGAGGCUGUUCAUCCAGUAGUAAGAAAGAUGGGUUUGACAUCAUCAAGAGCAGUAUACUGAGGCUUUCAUUUACCUUGAUAUGGGGGAAAGGUUCAAAUGAAAUGCCACAGAAGCUUCUGGACGAAAUGAAGGCACUUUAUUGCGCAGGUCUGCUUGUUGAUGUAAUUUCCCGUGUCGGUGAACCUCUUUCUGCAUACAUUCAAGCACAUUCAGAGGUGCCCCAUGAGAAGGUCUUGGAACAUGUUUCAUCUAUCCUCAAGGAGUAUGGGUUUUGCCCUACUGGAGAUUCCAUGGACACUUUAAACCUCCAGCCUUAUGACUGCAAAAAGUCGGACGGAGAGUCAUGCGGGUCUACAGAUGCAAACAGGGCAGCUACGAAAACGGCAAAUCUGCAUGCUGCAAAGAAAAAGGCUGCGAGAAAGGAAGUAGGUGGUGGAUGGGAUCCCACAUAUGCAAGGAGAAGGUUUUUCCCAUAUUGGAGAUCAGUAUUACAAGCCAAGAACAGAUGCUAGGUCUGUGCUUGAUAUUGAACACCUCCACGCCUCUGUGAGAAACUCAAUGGCCAAUGGAUCUACUCCAACUCCUAUUAUAAUUGGUCCAGUGGGAAGAAUCUCACCACUUACAAGAAAUAAUCAACCCACAAGACGCAUUAUCACUGCUGCUACUGGUGCAUUGAAGCUCUUGAAGGCGCUAAAGUAGAGUAGAAAGGUAUGCCAUGAGUUUCAUCUUGCUAUCCCAAGUUUUCUAAACAUGCCCCAGAUAAACACAUGGAAAAAAUGAACUGUGGUGCUGCCACCUUUAACUAGUAAGAUAAGUAUUUUAUUAUUGUGGCUUAUUUUCCCACUGUUUUAAGUUUGUAGUCUCCAGGUUCUUGUACUUCAACACGGCUACGCCAAGCUUGGGUAUGUUUGUUUGCUUGGCAAUGAGCAACCCUGCAAUUAUCUCUUUCCUCCAACUGGUCCAUAUGCAGAUAAUUUAGAUGAUUUUGACAUCCGAAUCCUUGUGGAUGGGAAGCAAUAGAGAUCCACUUAAUUUGUACUCCCUCUGAUCCAUAAUAAGUGUCGCAGUUUUGAACAAAAGUUGAACUAACCUUAGUUUAAAAUUGCGACACUUAUUUUGGAUAGUAGGGAGUAGUGUGUUUUAGUUUCUUAGGGAAUUCUCAGCCAUGGAAAAUGUAUAGCACAUUUGAUUUUAUGGAUAUAUAGUAGUAGUUAACCGAACAUCGAUAAUGUGGGUAGGUAGCCAGUGCUCAACGCAUAAUGAGCGGCUUCUAUUUUUUUUCUUUCAACUGAUGAGCGUAUUCUAUUGAUGCUCACCGACAACAUGUUGUUGAGUAGCUUUGGAGUGCUUCUUCAACCUCCUGCACAUAGGGACAUGCCUUUGUAUUCGAUUAUUCAUCCUUAGAGCAUCUCCAACAGAUGAUGUAAAAGUUAGUGCCCAAAAAUGAUUUUAGGGCAAGAGAGUCUUUGGGCAUCAGAAAAUUUUCUGCCGUAACAGUGGGGAGGCCAAGAGGCGGAUCUGGCGGCAGGGAAGAACUCGGUGGGAUGGCGAUGGUGAUAGCGGAAUCCGGCGGUGGGGAAGUUGGGGGCCGGUUGCAAGAGCUCAGGGACAACGGCGAGGUGCUUGGGGCCGGCGGCGCAACGGAGGUUG